AGAACGGGGUCGGGGGUCAGAGUGCGCGGAGAUGCCUCUGGAUGUUGAAUGGUAGCACUCUUCCAUACUGGAGCAGCAAAGAUUCCUCCAAGCUUACUUCCAAGGGUGAGACAAGCUCUGUGCUCCCACCGCCUACUUUGCUUUCUCCAGAGGUGCGGCUCCACCGUAAACAGGAAACUGGCGUCCCACGGCUUUGGCGCGUCCAUGGCAGCAAUGUCAUCCUUCCCUCCACAGAGAUAUCACUACUUUUUAGUGUUGGAUUUUGAGGCCACUUGUGACAAACCACAAAUUCAUCCUCAGGAAAUCAUUGAGUUCCCCAUUCUGAAGCUAAAUGGCAGGACGAUGGAGAUUGAAUCCACCUUUCACAUGUAUGUGCAGCCGGUGGUGCACCCUCAGCUUACUCCCUUCUGUACAGAGCUGACUGGAAUUAUUCAGGGCAUGGUGGAUGGGCAGCCAAAUCUCCAGCAAGUGCUUGAGAGGGUCGAUGAGUGGAUGGCGAAGGAAGGCCUCUUAGACCCUAGCGUCAAGUCGAUUUUUGUAACCUGCGGAGACUGGGAUUUGAAAGUAAUGUUACCAGGACAAUGCCAGUACUUAGGGCUGCCGGUUGCUGAUUACUUCAAACAGUGGAUUAAUCUGAAAAAGGCCUACAGCUUCGCCAUGGGGACCUGGCCGAAGAACGGGCUCUUAGACAUGAACAAAGGACUCAACCUCCAGCACAUAGGGAGGCCCCACAGCGGGAUAGACGUAAAUGACAAAGAAAUCAGAAAGAGAGAUCAAUGCAGUCCAAAUUAGCACUUGGAGAUAGACUGUGCUGGAGAUGUCAGAGCCUGACCCCUGUUGAUCUGCCAGCCUCCACCGGUGAUAUUAUGCAAAUUGCAUCUAUCUGGCAGAGCCCACUCCAAGGAAUAAUGGUGCAGGGUCGCGCGCGUGUGUGUGUGUGUUUGGGAAGGGGAGAUAUUUGGGGGCUGAUUGACAGGAAGGAUAAGGUGAUGCACUGGAUUCAUUUGUGCUCCUGGGCGGAUUAAGAAUCAAAGUCCAGAUAAGAGAUAACGAAACUUCAUUUUGCUUUUAUUUUAUUCCUUAUUUCCCACAGACACACACAAACCAGUGUUUCCCCCCCCCCCCCCAAAAACAAACAAACCCCAAACCCUCUCUGCUCUUAUCCUCAAGUCAUUACCACCGCUGGCAGUUUGCGGGGAGAGACAACGUUGGAGAAGGAAAGCAACCAAAAAAAAAAAAAACCCAGCUGCUUAAAAGCCAGCUGUAAUGGGAGCCCGGAUAAUAGAAAUCUCAAAUGACGGUGAUCGCCUUGUUAAGAAGUUUGAAAAUACUGCCAGAUUGCCCUUAAUGAGAGAAAUAUGGCUGUUAGUUAGUGAAGGAGGAGGGAAUGGACCUUGUUUCAAGUUCUGUAGCUCACGCAUCAAAGAGGUACCGGCUGUUUCAUUUCAAAAUCCUGCUCCUCUGCCUGAUAUUAAAAAUAGUUGUUAAAGGC
Messenger RNA from Emys orbicularis (European pond turtle), 1492 nucleotides. It is a transcript of the gene ERI3, whose product is annotated as ERI1 exoribonuclease family member 3. The record is from RefSeq and is a predicted model, not a curated record. Gene Ontology annotation, biological process: exonucleolytic trimming to generate mature 3'-end of 5.8S rRNA from tricistronic rRNA transcript (SSU-rRNA, 5.8S rRNA, LSU-rRNA). The coding region runs from base 49 to 792 and encodes 247 amino acids. The transcript has 8 exons. NCBI's taxonomy places the organism in Eukaryota, Metazoa, Chordata, Testudines, Emydidae. Gene Ontology annotation, molecular function: 3'-5'-RNA exonuclease activity; nucleic acid binding.